ACCUUUCAUCAUUAGUGAUAAAGAGCUUUAACGUUGGCUGUCUACUAUGAAAAAGUCCCAGGGAUCGGGCUAUAGAAAGGGAAUUCGGGCUGAGCCGCUUGCCGGAUGUCUAACAAACGUCCCAAUGAAACGAUUAUCGGCAACCCGGGACGUCUCGAGUACUAUCCACUUGAUGUGCAACGGGCGGAAGAUCGAGGUUGGCUGACUGUUCGAAACCAUGCGAGUCAUGUACCGGAAACAAGAGAGCUAGGCUCUCAUCACGAAUGGCUUGCCACUGCCAGUCACUCCCCGUCUCCAGUUUCGAAUCGGGAUACUUGGCACGAAAUCCGGAAACAGAAAACGUGGCUACUCAAGAGCCAUCCAGAAGCCGUCCUUGGCAAUAGUGAGCUCGGAGAACUUCUAGCUGUCGGGAGCUCGUCUGGCCAAACAGCUCAGACUUCCUCGUGGCAGCUCACGCAGUUCGCUGCUGGCGAAAUGACUGAUACCAGCAAUGGACAGGAGGUUAUAGGAGCGCCGCUCAUUGCGAUGGCUGCAGGUUCUGCCGGUGAUGUACUGCGGAUUGUCAGGCCUGUAUCAAAUAUAUGGCAACUGGAUAAUGACGGCAAGGCUAAUGUUCAUCUCCUCGAGCAUGCACAGCAUCAAGAAACACUUUGGACCAAGGACAUCGGGACUAUCCAACGCAUUAGAGCAAUUGUCAGCACUAGGAAGUUUGAGCCCGUACGAUGGCUGGCGGUACAGAGGGAGUUUGGCACCUCUGUUUUUCGCCCAGAGUACCAGAAAGUUCCAGUCGUGUCAGAAACAUUCUCUGCCACGGAGCCACAGGCCCCAUCUUAUAUUGCCCCCAACUUGUUGUUUACGAUCCCGAAGAGCCAGACUGGGUGCAAUUUGCAUUGCGAUGUAGCUUUCAAUCCUGGAGCCAGAUCCAAACCUGCACAACUUGCUAUUAUCGAUGAAGGGGGUAAUUGGAGCAUUUGGGAUGUCACAGGAACUCGAAAGCGGACCUACAAACAACCAAGAGCUCAUCUCACCAAAUGUGGCAGUAUCCUUGAUGGUAUUUUGGCGCGGCUACCACGCAAACACACACCAAACCCACAGUGGCAUAAAGUUCUCUGGCUAGGUCAUUCGAGUGUCCAUGAUGACGACUUCGACGAAGAGAGUCCUUCUGGCUCUAAACCAGCAUCGGUGUUCCCCUCGCUAGAACGAUCUUCGACCCUGCUUCUUUGCAACCAGAAAAUGUUACGAUUACUAGAUGUUGAUUUAGAAGAGUUCUUACCGGAUUUGCGCGUAAUCACAGACGGAAGCAAGGACUUGAUACUUGAUGUGCAACUUGAUUCCCAAGAUCCUCGCUACUUUUAUGUUACCACGACCUUGAGGGUAUUCGUGGCCGCGGUAUUCACGCCAGAUACCCUUUCGCAGGAGCGGACAAUCAGGAGAGCUCUGAUUCUCGAGUCAUUCCCGCAUCUCCGGAAUAAGAACGACCGACACCUGAAGCUGACAGUCACUGCUGGACCAACCUCAUCAGCUGAUCGCACAUCGCUUGUUGUUCUGUACUCACAGCAUAGCAAAUGGCAUGAUGUGUUUUACAUUGGGUUCUCCAGAAAAUUUCCUGAAAGGAUCGUGUGCCACCACGGUUCUCUUGUUUCCCGCUGUAGUUCGUCACGGACUAGUGAUGGGGGCUUACAAACAUUGUGCCUUCAUCCAACACUGCUAAUGGCCAAGCAACCAUUGGAUCUCACUUUAGGUGCACAUGCGCACUCAAGUAGAGAAUCAACCUUUUUUCAGAUCUUCUCAUUUGGAACAAACUUCAGCCUGAGUUACUGCCUCGGUAUGAGCUCAAACCAUCGGUGGAAAGACGAUUUGCUAUCAAUCCGAAGAUUACCUGAAGCAGGAGCGAAGAAAGUCACUGAAGAAAACUCUCAGUACCGGUCAAAAUUCUGCAGACUCUCUCGUGUAGAGCUCGAACGAAAACGAGCUGUUCGUUAUCUAAGCACUCGCUUUGUUCUCGCUGAUAGUGUCGCCGAGUUCAGAUAUAGGGGAGAUCGUGCAGCCCCUACAAAGUCUGCCACCAGGCUUCAGGCAACCGAGGUCUUCCAAAGAAUGAUAGCACCCGUCAUGGAGUCAUAUCGCCAUGCGUUGACAGCACUGUUGGCUGAAUCCCAUGGUUCUCCCAUAGAUCUGGGUAUUUAUGGAGACGCUCCUUUCGAUCCUGUUUUCAUCGCGCUGCAAGAGGCAUUGGAGACGAAAAGCUUUCCACGAAAGUUGUUGUGAGUUACACGGUGAUUUGAUGUAGAAUAUCAAGGCUAAAUACAGAACAGUUCCGAGAUGGUGCAGCACUUUCGCAUGCCGGAAGACUACAGAGAAACCUGUCGGGAAUGGCAAGCUGAGAUUGAUGAACUGCGCCACGCAGACCCUGCACUUCAAAUCACAGGCCUCGGACACCCGCAGCGUACAAUGCGAAAUGGCUUGUCGAUUGAAGACCUGCUCUCCGAUCUCGUGAGCCUGACAUUGGGACCAGAUGAUUCUCAACUUGCAGAUGAUCGCACUAAUGAUUUUGUCUUCUUGGUUCUGUGCAGGAUCGCG
Molecule: messenger RNA, 2580 nt
Organism: Truncatella angustata
Lineage: Eukaryota; Fungi; Ascomycota; Sordariomycetes; Amphisphaeriales; Sporocadaceae
Product: RNA polymerase I-specific transcription-initiation factor-domain-containing protein
Exons: 2
Coding region: 106-2268 (720 amino acids)
Biological process (GO): nucleolar large rRNA transcription by RNA polymerase I
Cellular component (GO): RNA polymerase I core factor complex
Molecular function (GO): RNA polymerase I general transcription initiation factor binding; RNA polymerase I transcription regulatory region sequence-specific DNA binding
Source: RefSeq, a predicted model, not a curated record